This is a messenger RNA of Postia placenta MAD-698-R-SB12, 1002 nucleotides long. RefSeq lists its product as hypothetical. The record is from RefSeq and is a predicted model, not a curated record. The transcript is spliced from 4 exons. Bases 1 to 1002 code for a protein of 333 amino acids. NCBI's taxonomy places the organism in Eukaryota, Fungi, Basidiomycota, Agaricomycetes, Polyporales, Adustoporiaceae.
AUGCACCACGCAUUUUCCAAUCGUGGCGCCCCAUUCUCCCCGCAGUCCAAGACAUCGACCACCAUCUUGCAGUACAACCUCAUCAGUGCGCGCAACGGCAAUGGCAACAGCAGAUCGAGCGGCAGCGGCAGCAGGGACGCGCUCACGAACCUGCAGCAGAUGAUUGGCGUGGUGCAGCCGCAGUCAAGGAGCGAGAAGUUGCGAGUGCGCGAGAGAGAGAGGGCUGCGUGGGAGGACGAACGAGAGUGGGCUGCGCAGGAGGGAGACCAGCAGGCGAUGGCGCCCCAGGGGCCGGCCAUGGCCAUGGAUGACCCACCGGCACAGGCACCAGAGCUUGUCAGGCGCGAGCGAGAGCGGAAAUCGGGCGCGGGGACGCCGCUGGAAGACUUGUUCAAGAAGCGCUUCCGGACCCGACGCCAGUCGGGGAGCAGCGGCGGCAUCCCCAACAUCAUGGUGGAGUCGCCAACCACCGCCACGGUUUCCCGGGCCUCGACGAUCGCCGCCGCCAACCAGCCACAUCUAUUGAGCCCAGAGAUGCAUCAGCUGUCCCUGCCGCUGCCCGCUGACGCCGCAGAUUUUGCUGUCUCGGACUCUGACCCGCGGCCGCUGCCCCCGCUGCCAGAGUUCUACCUGACCACGCCCAGCACUGUCGGCAUCGCCGACGAGGUUGAGCAGCAUCUCCCCGCCGGGUUCGUGCCCAUGGGCGCCGCCGACCCCCCACAUGACUUCGGCGCACCGAAAGCAAAGGGGCCCAGAUACAGCUACGAGGUCGCGCCAAUACCCCCUGGCGUGGUCCAUCCCAAUCCGCCUGGCAGGAGAAGCACCACGCCUGGGCGGAGGAGCGCUACGCCGCACGCCGCCGCAGGGGUGGCGCUCCCGCGCUCGCCGUCCAGCACGCCGAGCGCCUGCGGCCGGCGUGGCAGCCUGAGCGGCCAUUUGUCGCUGCUGUCGCUCCCGCUCGCGUUUGUGGCAUCUCCUUCUGCCCGCGCGCCGAGUGAUUAG